AUGUCUUGUCAGAUAACCGAUCCCACACUCUGCGCUACCCCAAACGACCGGACUGAACACGAAAACGACGGAACAUACGAAAAUGACGAGACCGAACACGAACACGACGAGACUGAACACGAAAAAGACGAAACUAAGGAAGACGACAAGACCAAAAAUUCCAGCGACAAUGAUCCUCGUGUUGCAUGUAGUGAUGGCGUCAUCAGCAAGCGCAAUAUGCGCUCACACAAACAGACGCGUUUGUCGUGGUUGGAGUCCGACGAACAACGUUUACUAUCAUACAAGAACAAGAUGGGUAUGGUUUGGGUAGACAUAUUCGAACGUUUCCCAAAUCGUACGCCUGGAGCAAUUCGGUUGCGCUAUCAGAUGUUAGCCGCUAGAGAAAUGGAGUACGAGGUAGAGGAGGUACUGGAAUCCGUGAUCAGACAGAAGAAGUUGCAGUAUCGUGCAAAGUGGACAGGAUACAACAAUGACCCGGUAUGGUACGAUGCGUCCAACUUCAAGAACAGCGUUCAAAAGCUCUAUUCUUUUCACAAAUCCAAUCCUGCGCAACCAGGGCCUCCAAAAAGGCUGGAGGACUGGACGAGGUGUUUCAUCGAGGACAGAGAUGAGGAGGACCACUCUGACGACGAUGAACCCUGUGAUGAAGACGCCAAAGAGGUACUGUGUAGUAACAUCAGUGUACUGCUGUCUUACGAAUAA
Molecule: messenger RNA, 702 nt
Organism: Ramularia collo-cygni
Lineage: Eukaryota; Fungi; Ascomycota; Dothideomycetes; Mycosphaerellales; Mycosphaerellaceae
Exons: 1
Coding region: 1-702 (233 amino acids)
Source: RefSeq, a predicted model, not a curated record